Molecule: messenger RNA, 1634 nt
Organism: Sycon ciliatum
Lineage: Eukaryota; Metazoa; Porifera; Calcarea; Leucosolenida; Sycettidae
Exons: 5
Coding region: 124-690 (188 amino acids)
Source: RefSeq, a predicted model, not a curated record
UGGGCAAAGUCAAGUACGCCGCUUUAUCGGCUGAGAACCAACGGUCUUACGGUAGCACCAUUCGCCGUGUAUCAGGAGUACGUGCUCGACCGAACUCGACGCUUCAAAUUCUCCUGCACAACUAUGCAAAGUUUACGCUCGUCAUUACUCAUUUGUGUUAUCGUUGCCAUGCCGAUCACAGUGACGUUUGUGAUUAAACAUGUUCCGUUCCAUGACUUGGCCAAGUAUACUUUGAUUGUUGUCACGGCAGUGAUGGAGCUGGUCUGUCUUCGGCUGCUGGGAGUGACGUUUGACUCGAUAUGCCACCGUGCAAUGGUGGCCGCCGUCACCAUCCUUGGACCACAUCCAUCGAGCAUCCAGCCACCAGAAGACACUACGGCUGAAGCAACGUCGCUGCCACCAUCAAUGCCACCAGCUGCUGCUACAUUGGACGAAAUGGACAAAUUACAGCAGCAGCAGCAUGAGCACGAACCCUGUUCAUCACCAGGCACAGUGUUACUGCUCCGUCGUACACCCUCACCAUCAAUAGAGGAUCAUCAAAACUCCACUUACGCAGUGUCAGCAGCAGCAAACUUGCCUGCUAGCCCGCCGUAUCCUCAGUCCAGCAUACAACAAUGCUCUAGUAGCAGCGACCUGAUUCCAUCCAGCCGCUCACAAUCUGUUUUAUUCGCCGUACGACCUCUGGCAUGAUGCGUGCGCGCACACAAACACACACACACACACACUUCUUGUGUAUGUGUGUGUUCAUUGCCACGUGGUCUUUCCACGAGCAAUCAAGCUGCAGUGAUGACAAGAACAUUUGAUGCGUUGUGUUGCUAGCAUGUCGAGUGUACUCUGCGUGCAACGCCUGUGGGCUCUUUUAUUUCAUUUUACGUCUUUGAAGAACAGUGUGCGCGCGCGUGCGCGUGCGUGCGUACGUGUGUGUGUGUGUGUGUAUGUUCUCAAGUGCUGUUUAUAGUAUGUGCGCGCGUGUGUGUGUAUGUGUGUGUGUGUGUGUGUGUGUGUAUGUGUGUGUGUAUGUGUGUGUGUGUGUGUGUGUGUGUGUGUGUGUGUGUGUGUGUGUGUAUGUUCUCAAGUGCUGUUUAUAGUAUAUGUGUGUGUGUGUGUUGUGUUCUUAUGAAUAUGUGUUAGUAUUCCUGACCUAUUGUAAGCAAGUAAGCUCAUCAUUACUACAAGACUAAUAGUAUUACUAGCAGCAGACAUGACGUCAUUCUCCUGUUUACAUACCUCUAAUAUCUGUAUCUACAGCUGCAGCAGCAGUGGGUACCAUGGCAACACAGUACACACUUUAUCUCCCUCCCAUGUUCAGUUUUACUGCUCUGCACACACCAUCGUGGUGUGGUUGGCGUGUGUUGUGUGUUUUUGUUCUCAGCAUCUUCAGCAUAGUACACGUAGUGAAUCAUGUACCAGGUUACUUUCCAUCGCCUGCUGCCUCCGCCGCUGUAUACGUAUCAUUUUUAUUGAGAUGACGUGAGUUUACCGUGAUCAGUGAUUUCCCCGUCACCCCGGCUUGCCUGCUGUCAUACUGAAAGCUUUCCAAUCUAUUGAAUCUAUCCUUUUUGUUCUUGCCUGCAACAGCAAUCAACACUCUACCAUCUAUUUACUGUUGUUUUGUACGUCGCUGCACGUUUGAG